Molecule: messenger RNA, 1762 nt
Organism: Cannabis sativa
Lineage: Eukaryota; Viridiplantae; Streptophyta; Magnoliopsida; Rosales; Cannabaceae
Product: putative transferase At1g60990, chloroplastic
Exons: 12
Coding region: 219-1511 (430 amino acids)
Biological process (GO): glycine decarboxylation via glycine cleavage system
Cellular component (GO): mitochondrion
Molecular function (GO): protein binding; aminomethyltransferase activity
Source: RefSeq, a predicted model, not a curated record
CGAUAAUCAACCAAGUUCAGGACUUGAUUUAGUACUAGUGAAAAGUUGUUUUGGAAAAAUUGCUAAUUGAAAAGGAAGUUAUUUAGGUUAAUAUUGGAUAGCUUGCAUUAACAAUACUCGGUAUAUCGUUUGUCCCUUGCUGCAACCAUAACUACCUCAGGCAAUAAAAUACCUAGUGAACCACAAGUGAAGACCGGAAAAUCCUUAAAUAAUCCACAAUGACUAUUCUCACUACUGCAACCAUAACUACCUCACCCAUUACUUUUACUCAACCCGACCUUCUUCAUCCAACCCCAUGGUCUUCUUUCCCCAGUUCCCGCCGAAAUGGUUCAUUUUUCUCUUCUGGGUUCAAGAAGAGCAGCUCGUACUUUUCCAAGAGCACGAACAACUCUACCAACUUAGCUGCCUUGCCCUUUGACCUUUCUCCUCCCCCUAUUGAUCACGACCUUGUUGACGCCAUGGAAGCUGCUGGGGCAAAAGUCUCGGAGAAGGGGAUCAUCGAGUCAUUUGAUAAUGACGAUGAAGCACUGGAUGCGGUCGAUAAUGGUGUUGCGGUGGUCGACCUUUCACAUUUUGGAAGAAUAAGAGUCAGUGGAGAAGAUCGUAUCCAAUUUCUUCACAACCAAACAACUGCAAAUUUUGAAUGUCUUCGUGAGGGAGAGGGAUAUGACACUGUCUUUGUUACACCAACUGCUCGGACAAUAGAUAUUGCACAUGCAUGGAUCAUGAAAAAUGCUGUGACUCUAUUGGUUUCACCCGAGACUGGUGGGAGCAUUGCUGAAAUGCUGAAAAAAUAUAUUUUUUUUGCUGAUAAGGUAGAGAUCCAAGAUAUAACUAAGCAAACAGCCUUCUUUGUUUUGGUGGGACCUAAAAGCAAUCAACUUAUGGAAGAGUUGAAUCUUGGUGAUCUUGUUGGAAAACCAUACGGAGCACAUCAACAUUUCAGCGUUAAUGGGAUGCCCAUAACUGUGGGGGUGGGAAAUGUGAUUUCUGAAGAAGGCUCUUCACUUUUAAUGUCACCAGCUGCAGCUGAGACUGUCUGGAAGACACUUCUUUCCCAAGGUGCUAUCCCAAUGGGCUCCAAUGCUUGGGAGAAGCUAAGAGUUUUUCAAGGAAGGCCUGCUCCUCACAAAGAGCUUACCAAUGAAUUUAAUGUCUUGGAGGCCGGUCUCUGGAAUUCAAUCUCUCUAAACAAAGGGUGUUACAAGGGACAAGAGACUAUAUCUAGACUUAUAACCUAUGAUGGUGUUAAGCAGAGAUUAUGGGGUAUUUCUCUUUCCUCAGCAACAGAACCCGGCAGCACUAUUGUUGUUGAUGGUAAAAAGGUGGGGAAGCUGACUAGCUGUGUACCCGGAAGAAAUGGAACCGAGUAUGUUGGCCUAGGCUACGUUAAGAGAAGAGCUGCUUCAGAAGGAGAUACUGUAAUUGUAGGAGACUCUGUUACUGGUACCCUGGUUGAGGUACCUUUUCUUGCUAGGCAACAAGCUUUAUCGAACAGUUCAAGUUCUUGAACCUUUUUCCACAGCAAUGUAGAUUAUAAAUAGAAUCCGAAAUCAUCAAAAUCUAUAUGCAAUAAUACUAAAGCAGAUAGCUUUAGUUUAAUUGUCAGAUGCAUAAUUUACUUAUGCACAUGAUGUCUUUUCUAUUAAAUAAUUGGUUGGCACUUUAUUCAGUCAGUGCUAACUGAUGGCUAAAUGUCUCAAAAUCAAAUCUCAUAUUCUUGUUAAAUACAAUAAUUACUUACCUUUUGGUGUCCCAGAAA